CACAAAGGUGACGUCACGGCGCCCAGAGCGAGGCUGGGGUAGAGAGGCCGACUGAGCAAGAGUCGUCCGCUUGUGGUGGAGGCGGCUGGGAGCCGGCGAGAGGGUGAGCAGGCGAGCAGGCGAGCGAGAAAGAGCAGCGCAGGCAGCAGGGAGCGUUGCGCAGCUCCGAGGAACGCCAGGCCGGGCAGCGGCAGACCCACAGUCCGAGAGGGCUGAGCUGGGCGCCGGGGGUCCCCACCCCCACCCAGCCGGACGGUGCCCGGUGUUUCCCCGUGCGGGAGGCGGCGGCGGCGGCUGACGGGACCCGACGGGACCGCGGGCGUGUUGCCACCUCCGCCGAGGAGCCGGCGCGGCCGGGCCCGUGACCGACGGGCCGAGAAAGGGAGCGAGGCGGCGGCGGCGCAGGCGACGGGGAGGCGGCGGCGACACCAUGUCAUCCCCCAGCCCGGGCAAGAGGCGGAUGGACACGGACGUGGUCAAGCUCAUUGAGAGUAAGCAUGAAGUUACAAUCCUGGGAGGACUCAAUGAAUUUGUAGUGAAGUUCUAUGGACCACAAGGAACACCUUAUGAAGGCGGAGUAUGGAAAGUUCGAGUGGAUCUCCCUGAUAAGUACCCCUUCAAAUCUCCAUCUAUAGGAUUCAUGAAUAAAAUUUUCCAUCCCAACAUUGAUGAAGCGUCGGGAACUGUGUGUCUAGAUGUGAUUAAUCAGACCUGGACAGCUCUCUAUGAUCUUACCAAUAUAUUUGAGUCCUUCUUGCCCCAGCUGUUGGCCUACCCUAACCCCAUAGAUCCUCUCAAUGGUGACGCAGCAGCCAUGUACCUCCACCGACCAGAAGAAUACAAGCAGAAAAUUAAAGAGUACAUCCAGAAAUAUGCAACGGAGGAGGCCCUGAAGGAGCAGGAAGAGGGUACUGGGGACAGCUCAUCGGAGAGUUCAAUGUCUGACUUUUCGGAAGAUGAAGCCCAGGACAUGGAGUUGUAGUAGAAAAAGCGCCUGCUUUUCAGAAAGACUAUUAUUUCCUAACCAUGAGAAGCAGACUAUAAUAUUCAUAUUUAAACAAAGCAAUUUUUUUUAUUACUAAACAAGGUUUUUAUGAAUAAUAGCAUUGAUAUAUAUAUAUUAUAUAUCACCCUUUAGAUCUUGAUUUCUUGGUCAUUUCUCAACCUGAGGUGCAUAGCAUAUUCCCACAUUCCAUUUUGGUAGCAAUAUGCGGUCCGAAUGCAUGCAUUCAUAAGUCCACUUGGCCAAGGCAUCCUGUGUGCUACUGAAUGUCACAUAGCCACUCUGAUAGGUAGAUACGAGUAAAACUAACAAGAAAAGUUGCUUCUUUUUAUCGAUGGUUCCAAAGAAACAAACCAAACCAACCAGCUCUUGGAUGUGAAGAUAGAAUAGUGCUUUUUCAAAUUGGAAAGGAAAAAAUUGGGGAGGAAGAGGCCUGCUUUGGGAGCAUGUAAAGCCAGCCACGUACAAAUCAGCAGCCCCUUCUUGUGAGUCCUAGCUGGGCCCAUUUUGUGGAGUAUCAGUGUAAAGCAGGGAGCUAAUUAGAGAAUUGAGAAAACAUUUUUGACUGGAUUUAAGUACAUUUUUAUAAAUAGAUUCCUGUCCUUCAUGCUACCAGACCUGCAGCCACUGCAUUGUGCAUCAGAGAACCUCUUGGAAGUAUUUUCUGAACCUGAUUCUUUUUCUUGGGGUACAGCUUGUGAUCCAGACUUUUUUUUUUUUUUUUGAGAGGACAGGAGGAGAAAAAUGACUGGAAGUUAUUUUCUCUCAUCAAAAACGUGUGCAAAGUCCCAUCCUAAUUCUAGUGUUGGGCCAGCUCAAGAUGGCUGCCUGGACUAAAUUAAACUGAAGGGGGUUUUUGGUUUUGGUUUUUUCAGUUGGUGUGAAUUGUGCUUAGAUGGGUUACAAGUGUCGUCUUCACAUGCUAAGAGAUGGUCUCCUCCCUGGACAAGCCGCCCAGUGGACCACUAGAUGUGAGAAGACCGGCCUGUUGGCUUUGAGGCCCAGGGCACCACUCCUCCAUGUCGGGUUUGGUUGCCCCCAGCAGCAGCCUUUCAUCGCCCACCUGCGGGGAGUGGGAUACAGGUAUUUCAGACCCAAAGCAGAUUCUCAAUUUCAAAUGAAAAACAACUGGAACAAAUAAAAGUUCUUGUACGCAAAGUGGCUCAGCAUGGGAAAAACAGCUUUCUUCAGAGAGUGACUGGCUAGAAAAGAGGGGUUUGGGAACGUGAUGUAGGGGAUAGCUUGUGAAGGAGGGAUGCUUCCUGUCCUGUGUGUUUGAGAGCAAGUCAGACUGUUUAAAACGCCUGUCGAUGCAGUAUUUGCUCAGCUAAUGUACAUCUGGGUUGCUGUGAAGUUUCUUUCAAACCUGAAUGUUGCCCACUGAAUCUGGAGGGGGAUUUGGAGAAGUUUUAAACAGCAACUCUAUAUAUUAUUUUUUCACAACCAAUAGGACAAUAGCAGAAUUAGCCAAUCCUAAGACCUUCUAAAGACAACUUUUGAAUGUUUCCCUGGGAUAAUUUUUAUUUUUGAUGUGUUUUUAGUUUCGGAGUGCUAUAUUCCACAAGGUUUAAGUCAAUGAGGUUGGAAGAUACCUAAUCUUUUUUUUUAAUUCAGAAAGCACAAUCAGUCUUUCCUUUGAAAAAGUACAACUUGCUUUUAGCAUGAUUAUUUUCCUAAAUAAAAGACAAAGAAUUUGCUUAUAUUAAUUACGGGCACGGAGCAAGAGGUUUUCUUUUUUAAAAAGUGCAGUUCUGUAAGGCUGUGGUUAGUUCACUGUGCCGAGUAGCGCUAGCGUUCGUGGCGUGUCGGGAGGUAGUAUUAACUGUAACAUGUAAUGAAUGGUGUACUCUGACCUAGCGCGCUGUCUUCAUUGCUUUUGGGGUGGGAGGGUCUCUGCUGGCGCUGUCUGACCUGCUUCCCUGCCGCAUUCACAGUCUGCUUGUGCUGUAACCUUUAUUGUUAGGUGCUACUUAGGGUAGGCUUGAAGUGCUGGGUGGUGAUUUGAGUUCAAACAAUAAAUUGUAUUUUUUCAAUAUUGUAUAAACAACAGUGUUCUAAUUAACCCCCCUGAGAAAGUCCAGAUAACUGCUUUGAUCUUGUCCAGGAAAAGGCUGUAGGGAGGUCGGAACGGCAGUGCAGCUCUGCCCUCACAGGAGCCCACUUUCCCGGCGUGAAGCCCUCCGCUCGCCCUCCGCUCGCCCUCUGCUCACCCUCUUCCCCGAGCCCAGCAACGCUGGCUGAGACACAGGCGCCCACAUGAAAAGCGGGUUGAACAGCAGGUCAAGUGUGGCUGCCGAGUGUGUAUGGGGCAGGUGUAAUUAGCUGCUCUGUUAGUACUGGGAACUCCUGGGCUUGGUGCCCGAGUCACACCCUUCCCUCCUGCUCUGUGCAGGUCUCCUUCGGGGCGCUGACCCUGUCCCGCGCGCGUUCGGGCUCUUUGGGCCUUCUCCCUUUGUAGGUUGGACAGGACCCACAGGAUCCCCUCUAAUGCUGACUUUGUGUGCCCCGCUCCUGCGAGAGGUUGGAAGAGGAGGCUGUACUCAUAGGCUCGGAGGGGUGGGAGGCCUGUUUGGGACUCUGGGCCCCCACAGUCUGCAGCAGGAGCUGGUGGGACACCAAGGUCUUUCUGUGCUCAGUGUGUCCCUUCCUCACAGAAAGGCCCUGAGAUCACUGGAGAGGCGAACUCAGCCUCUGGUCGCGGUGGGAGGUCAGAGCUGCUGCUGGCGGCUUCCCUGGCCUUAACACCCAGCAUUUUUGAAACCCUACCUUGCGGUUUACCAGCACACGCCGUGCCGUGCUCCCAUCCCAGCGCUUAAGCUCCAGCUCUUGCCAAACACUGACAAACAAGGUGGCUGCAGCUGGCAGCCCUGGUGCCCUUGAAAAGCCCAUCACUGGGCCGGUGGGCAGCGGUGGUGUCUUGGCUUCGUUACCAGUCUCACUGCCCUCCUUGAGGUUACUCUGCAGUUCCAGCCGGCAUUUUAUACCAGAGAGAGAACUGUCAGGAGUUGCCGGAUAAUCCCCCCCUCACUAAUGUUCUAGUCCGCUUCAGAAGCUGUUCUGAUUGCCAACCAGCUCAUCUAGGCCCCUCGGGAGCCGCCCCUCCCCGCUGCUCCCUCCACCCCUCCGUGGUCUUGGCCCUGUGCUUGCUUUUCCUUGGCCUCUGGUCUGGAUGGCUGAGACUCCUGGCAGACCGGCCCUCCGCCAGCCUCCACGCUGGUUCCUGACCCCCUGUCUGGGAACUAGUCCUUGGUUUUCAGUGGCAUGUGCCCCGUCCCCCGUAAAAGCCAUUUAUAAAUGUGAGGGGUUUUACUUCAUCUGCUUCCGAACUGGGCUCACAGCCUUGUUGAGGGGGAUCGUGGUAGUUCUGCUUGGCUCAGGAAGUGCAUUUCCUGGGCUUCUGAAUCCAUGUUCCUACUUGCUGGUGGCCCCAGCAGGCCACAUGGAGUGGAGGCUGAGGUGUGCAGCUUUCUUCUCCCACGGAAGGGCUCUUCAUUUAGCAAGUACGUGUCUCGGCUGUGGGCUUGGGAAGAAAUGGCCAUUACUUACUGAUUGUGUUUGGUACAUACUGUGUGAUACUUGAAAAGAUCAGAGGGACUUAAUAGCCCUGAAAUGAAAUCUAAGCCUUUUAUUGCUUACAUUUUCCUUGCCCCGUCUCCUCCCUUCCACCUUUCCCCUUGCAUUGUGAUGAUCUAGUGGGCACGCCUGUCACCAGGACAAAUGCCACCUCUGACUAUAACCUCUUAAUAGUUGUGUAUAAUGAAAACUGUAAACUUUUUAAAAUAAAAUGUAUAUACCUUG
Molecule: messenger RNA, 4801 nt
Organism: Chinchilla lanigera (long-tailed chinchilla)
Lineage: Eukaryota; Metazoa; Chordata; Mammalia; Rodentia; Chinchillidae
Gene: Ube2h
Product: ubiquitin-conjugating enzyme E2H
Exons: 7
Coding region: 431-982 (183 amino acids)
Biological process (GO): protein polyubiquitination; ubiquitin-dependent protein catabolic process
Cellular component (GO): nucleus
Molecular function (GO): ubiquitin conjugating enzyme activity
Source: RefSeq, a predicted model, not a curated record